AUGAUCAACAUCCACUUACAAGCAACUCAAGAAUGGCUAACAUGCUGGGUUCUAGAUGUCAACUACGAAGAUCCAAAGCCGCUCCAAGAAGAGCUCGUGCAAAUCUUGGACUCGAUAGACAACAACCAAUUUACAAUACUCCUCUUGAAACAGCAUGACUGGUACUUGUACAACCUCAUACAAAUGAUGAUAUUGAAAACUGGAAAGAGCAUAGUUGUAAACUACGUUGCAGCAACAGCAGAUUCACCUGAAAAAUAUCUACAAAUGUUGCAUACUUUGGUCAAACAAAUUGAUGAUUCUGCUAUGGACUUGAAAAUUGGUUUUGCCCUAUCAAGAGAACAACUUGCAUUUUUGAUUUUGAAUGUGCCUGGUUUUAUAAAUCACUUGACACGUGGGGGAUCUAUUGAGGAAGCUAGUGAUGAUAUUGAUGUCGCUUUUCAAGAGUUUGUACAGAAAUAUCCCUCCAUCAAGUUGAUUAUAUCUUCACACAAGUUUCCAAUCGAAUAA
Molecule: messenger RNA, 507 nt
Organism: Lodderomyces theae
Lineage: Eukaryota; Fungi; Ascomycota; Pichiomycetes; Serinales; Debaryomycetaceae
Exons: 1
Coding region: 1-507 (168 amino acids)
Source: RefSeq, a predicted model, not a curated record